AUGGCCGACAGUGGCGCUGCGCCAGUGCCGGGCUCCAAGGGCGAUAUCUAUGAUGCACCGACCAUGACACACGCUGAGAGCAGCGAAACACAGGCUAAAUGGAAGUCCUUCAAGAACGCCGACGGCGAUACUGCCAUGGCGCUUUUCGAUGACCCGGCCGAGCUCCAUGAGCCUAUCGACCCAGGCGAGGCCAGAAGAAUUCUGUGGAAGAUUGAUCUUAUGAUUCUCCCGUAUCUGGCUGUUUGCUAUGCCUUCUUCUAUAUUGAUAAAACAACCCUUAGCUAUGCCGCGAUCUUCGACAUGCGAGAAGAUCUCGACCUACAUGGCACUCAAUACAAUUGGCUGAGCAGUAUUUUCUAUUUUGGCUUUCUUGCCUGGGCAUUUCCCACCAAUUUCCUUCUGCAACGUCUUCCGAUCGGUAAAUAUCUCGGAGUCAAUAUUUUCUUGUGGGGUUUCUUCCUCAUGCUCCAGGCAGCAUGCAACAGUUUCGAAACACUUUCGGUCCUUCGCGCGCUAGGUGGUGCUGCGGAGGCAUGCUCCGAUCCGGCCUUCCUGUUAAUCACCAGCAUGUGGUAUACCCGUCGUGAGCAGCCCGUUCGAAUCGGCCUUUGGUAUACUGCAAAUGGAAUCGGUAUUGCUCUGGGCGGUCUCCUCGGCUACGGUAUAGGUCAUAUCCGUGGUGCGCUGCCUUCGUGGAAAUACGAAUUUCUCGUGAUUGGUGCAUUGUGUGCUUCAUGGGGUAUCGUCAUGUUCAUCUUCCUUCCUGAUUCCCCAGUUACUGCGCGUGGCCUUACAAAUCGCGAGCGUCGGAUCGCCGUGGACCGCCUCCGGGGGAACCAAACCGGUGUCGAGAACAAGCACUUGAAGCCUUAUCAGAUUCUCGAAGCUUUCAUGGACUACAAGCUUUACAUGUUUUUCAUUCUUGGUGUUGUCUGCAAUGUCCCCAACGGCGGGAUCUCCAACUUCGGGACCAUCAUUAUCCACGGGUUCGGAUUUUCUACCCUCGUCACAACAUUAAUGCAGAUUCCCUAUGGCGUGCUCAUCGCCUUGUCCAUAUUAGCAUGCGUCUUUCUAAACGAUCGCUUCGAGAACAAACGAUGCAUCUUCGUACUAAUCUUCCUCAUUCCCAACUUGGCUGGCUCAUUCGGGCUCCGUUUUGUCCCAACUCAGCAUCAUGUUGGCCGGCUGAUCUGCUAUUACCUGACCGGACCGUAUAAUGCUGCGUUCGUGCUUGUCUUAAGUAUGCAGAUCGCAAACACAGCAGGCCACACCAAAAAGGUCGUCACUAACGCAGUCCUUUUCCUUGGCUACUGCACCGGCAAUAUUGCGGGACCGUUCUUCUACAAGACCGAUCAAUCACCAACAUAUGAGCUCGGAAUUUGGUCAAUGAUUGUUUCACACUUGAUUGAGGCUGUACUCAUCUCUACACUCGGUUUACUUCUUCGCUGGGAGAACAAGAAGCGUGAUCGUAUCCAAUCUCAGAUGGAGGGCGGUUUAGAAGGACGAGAUCUAGAUUCAACUGCUUUCCUGGACUUGACUGAUCGUGAGAACUUGAAUUUCCGAUACAUAUAUUAA
Molecule: messenger RNA, 1575 nt
Organism: Penicillium atrosanguineum
Lineage: Eukaryota; Fungi; Ascomycota; Eurotiomycetes; Eurotiales; Aspergillaceae
Product: putative MFS allantoate transporter
Exons: 10
Coding region: 1-1575 (524 amino acids)
Biological process (GO): transmembrane transport
Cellular component (GO): membrane
Molecular function (GO): transmembrane transporter activity
Source: RefSeq, a predicted model, not a curated record